AAUUCAUUUCGGAGCGGCGCACGAUAGCAUUUAUUAACAAGAGGAAGCACUUUCUCUCUCUAAAACCCUGUCCCUUUCUCUCUCCUAGAUCGUGAUCAUGUCUGAAACAUUGAAGCGCAUCAAGGACAAUGCCUCCAACCCUAAACUCUGGUUGCUUAUCGGAAUUGGAGUCGCCGGCGUGGUCGUUCUGGCGGAGACGCAACGGUUGCGGCGGCGGCGGAGGAAGAAGUGCGUAAAAGAAGACUUUGGUGCUUUUGUUGAGCGUUUUGAGCUGCUUCCCUUCCCUCAGCUUCCGCCACCCAACCAAAAGCAAAUGCUCUCUUCUCUAACCUUUGCCAUAAAGGACAUAUUUGAUGUGAAGGGGUAUGUGACUGGGUUUGGGAAUCCUGAUUGGAAGAGGACGCACGAGGAAGCUGGCAAGACUGCCAUUGUACUCACUGCUCUGCUCAGCAAUGGCGCUACUUGUGUUGGCAAGACUGUUAUGGAUGAAUUCUCUUUUGGGAUUUCUGGUGAGAAUAAGUAUUAUGGAACACCAACCAAUCCUCAAAUGCCCUCGUGUAUCCCGGGAGGUUCUUCCAGUGGUUCGGCUGUAGCAGUUGCUGCUGCCCUCGUUGACUUUGCUAUUGGUACUGAUACCACAGGAUGUGUGAGAAUUCCAGCAGCAUUCUGUGGUAUUCUUGGGUUUCGACCAUCUCAUGGGGUUGUCUCCACCAUUGGAGUUAUUCCAAACUCACAAAGCUUGGACACUGUUGGAUGGUUUGCUCGAGAUCCAUCUGUCCUACAUCGUGUUGGACAUGUUUUACUUCAAUUGAAUUCAGUGGAGCCCAAAAGGACAAGGCGUAUUAUGUUUGCUGAUGAUCUUUUUCAAUUAUCUAAAGUUCCUACACAGAAGACGGUAUAUGUUAUUGGCAAAGCUAUUGAGAAUUUGUCUGAUUAUCAGUCUCCGAAGCAUAUGAAUCUUUGCCAGUAUAUUGCUUCUAAUGUGCCCAGUCUAAAGGGGUUUCGUGAACAAUUAACAGACCAACAAAAUGGAGCAUCUGUAUUGAAAGCUCUCACUACAGUUAUGUUUUCGCUACAAGGAUAUGAAUUCAAAACCAAUCAUGAAGAAUGGGUUAAAUCUGUCAAACCCAAGUUAGGCCGUGGUGUGUCUGAUCGUGUUAGGGCAGCCAUUACUACUACACAGGAUAAUAUAAAAGCCUUGUAUAAAGUCAGAACUGAAAUGAUUAGUGCUUUUCAUUGUCUAUUAAAGGAUGAUGGAAUACUAGUUAUUCCCACUGUUGCAGACAAUCCAUUAAAGCUUCAUACAGAAAAAGGGUUUUCUUCUGAGUUCCAUGACAGAACUUUUGCAUUAUCUAGCAUUGCUAGUAUCUCUGGAUGUUGUCAGGUUGCAAUUCCGUUAGGAUGUCACAAUGAUUGUUGUGUUUCUGUUUCGUUCAUCUCAAUGCGUGGAGCUGAUAAAUUUCUUCUUGAUACGGUCUUGGAUAUGUAUACAACUCUUCAAGAGCAAGUUAGUGUUGCUUCCUAUGCUUCGCCACUACCGGAUACCAAUGGUUAUUUGGAAACUUCUGAACUUUUGAAGGAGAAGGGAAAUGCGGCAUUUAAAGGAAGGCAGUGGAACAAGGCAGUCAAUUACUACACUGAGGCUAUCAAGUUGAAUGGGAUGAAUGCAACCUACUACUGCAACCGGGCAGCUGCUUACUUAGAGUUAGGAUGCUAUCAGCAAGCUGAAGAGGACUGCAAUAGGGCCAUAUUGCAUGAUAAGAAGAAUGUGAAGGCAUAUCUGAGACGUGGAACUGCUAGAGAAUCACUACUACGUAAGGAGGAGGCUCUAAAAGAUUUCAAGCAUGCUCUCGUUCUUGAACCGCAGAACAAGACCGCUAGUCUGGCUGAGAAAAGACUGAGAAAACUGAUGAGUUGAUACAUGCUGUUGAGUUGAUACAUGCUGUUCUUUCAACCCUGACCUUCCUCCUCCUGCUUGAGAAUUUUAAUGGCUGUGGAAAUACGAUUCUAGCUCCGUUUUUGCGCUUGAUACCUUAGAAGAGGUGGUAAAUCGAAGAGAAUGGAAAGACGAGCCUCUGUUGAUGAAAUGUUGCAUUUUUUAGUCUCAUUUGGGCAUUUUUGUUGUAAUAAAUCUUAUUCAAUAAUGUAUAUAAUUUUGGUCCUGCAUACAUGUUUGCCUUUCUUCCGCACCCCCGCUCUCUCUAUCUUUUAUAUAAUAUGUUUUGCCUGCAUGUGAGCUAGGCCUAACAGCCUCGUGUGUGCAUUUUUACCCUUUGUAGUGCUUCACACUUUUGAUUGUUCGGAAAGGAACAUGGUUUCCAUUGAUAUAAAAAUAGGUUUUAUAAGAGUUAUGUUGUAGGAAAAGUGAUUGUGUAAUGUUAUAGAGAUUCGUUUUGCGUAUUGUAAUUUUCUUUUUUUUCUUUUUUCUUCAGAAAGUG
Messenger RNA from Gastrolobium bilobum, 2438 nucleotides. RefSeq names its product outer envelope protein 64, mitochondrial. NCBI's taxonomy places the organism in Eukaryota, Viridiplantae, Streptophyta, Magnoliopsida, Fabales, Fabaceae. The transcript has 13 exons. The coding region runs from base 98 to 1918 and encodes 606 amino acids. The record is from RefSeq and is a predicted model, not a curated record. Gene Ontology annotation, molecular function: protein binding.